Callorhinchus milii (elephant shark) is the source of this 1254-nucleotide messenger RNA. It is a transcript of the gene nherf2, whose product is annotated as Na(+)/H(+) exchange regulatory cofactor NHE-RF2. The coding region runs from base 45 to 1082 and encodes 345 amino acids. The transcript has 7 exons. The record is from RefSeq and is a predicted model, not a curated record. Gene Ontology annotation, cellular component: apical plasma membrane. NCBI's taxonomy places the organism in Eukaryota, Metazoa, Chordata, Chondrichthyes, Chimaeriformes, Callorhinchidae. Gene Ontology annotation, biological process: protein localization to plasma membrane. Gene Ontology annotation, molecular function: signaling receptor binding; protein-membrane adaptor activity.
AGGGCCCGGGGGGGUGGGAGGGGGCACUGACCCACAGGGGAGCGAUGGCGAAGGACCAUGUGAAGCCGCGGUUGUGCCACAUGAUCAGAGGGGAGAGCGGGUACGGUUUCCACCUACACGGGGAGAAGGGCAAAAGCGGACAGUUUAUCCGCAAAGUGGAGCCCGGAUCCCCCGCCGAGACUGCGGGUCUGCGGCCCGGAGACAGGGUCAUCGGGGUCAACGGGGACAACGUGGAGAAGGAGACGCACCAUCAGGUCGUGCAGCGGAUCAAGACCCUGGAGAAUGAGACCCGGCUGCUGGUGGUUGACAGGGAGGCGGACGAAUACCUACAUAGUCUGCGGCUGACAGCUAAAGAGGACUAUGAGCAGAGUCUGUCACAGGACAAGCCCAAGGAUAAUGGUGAGGUGUGGAAAGAGAAGCCAAUUCUGAGCCAUGGGGAGCCUAAGAGAUUAUCCAAUCGCUCCUUCAACAGCAUCAAGAAGGAGCUGAAUGGACAAACCAGCCAGUACUGCCCUCGUCUCUGUUGCAUGAUGAAAGGCCCAAAUGGCUAUGGUUUUAACCUUCACAGCGACAAAGCAAAGCCCGGACAAUACGUCCGAUCAGUGGAUCUUGAUUCCCAAGCAGCUAAGGCGGGUCUGCGUGCUCAGGACAGAGUUGUGGAGGUGAAUGGUUUGAACAUCGAAGGGAAGAAACAUAGUGAGGUGGUGGCUAUAAUCAAGGUCAGUGAAGAGGAAGCCAGGCUGCUGGUGGUGGACCCGGAAACUGACGACUAUUUCAAGAAGCUGGGAUUGACUCCAACUGAGGCGCAUCUGAGAGGUCCAAUGCCUCAGCCGCUCACAAACGGAUCCCAACGAACACAGUUCAAUGGAGAAUCUCCGUCAUCCAUCCACCGUGACUACUACAGCUCUGAAAAAGACACUGAGAAGAAACUGGGUGACGAAAGUGACCCUUUCCUUGAGAGCGGAUUGAAUUUAAGCCCCACGGCAGCCGAGGCCAAAGAGAAAGUGCAAGCAAAACGUCGCAACAAGAGGGCGCCCCCUAUGGACUGGAACAAGAAGCACGAGAUUUUCAGCAACUUUUAAGCCCAGUGGAAACCGUCUUGUGGAAGGAACUGUGUGUCUCCUUCACGCUGACUGUCAGAACAGGACAAACCCUGAGAGCGGGUGGCAAGAUCUAUUUGUUCUGUGACCAAAGCUUUACCAUUCUUUUCGCCCACAAAAUAUACACUUUACAGAAUAUUCUGUGAAGGGCUUU